AUGUUUCUAGGACAGCAGACUUCCUAUCAUGGCAGACUUCCAGCACGAAAGUAUCCGCUUUCGCACCCAUCUAAGGACUCUCGCUGUUCGGAUUUUCGGUCACGUGACUCAGGGACGGACUUCACCAAGUAUCACCUGACUACAUGUCCUCAUCAGCAAGAGUUCUUACCUAGCCCAAACAGAUUCAGCCUUCUAGCAGUGCCCGACCAAUCGCCUACUGAGUCAAGAUUGCCUUUUAACUUCACACUGCCUCCAGCAGGGACAGCGAAACGACGGUGUAAACGAGCCGGAAAGCAGCAGGGCUUCAAGACCUCAGCCGCGAGGAAUCGAGGAGGGAAUCAGUGUGGGGUUAUCACCUUCUUGUUGGAGAUGGAGGGGUUGCGACUCAGAGAUAACGCGGCUGAUCGAACUGAGAAAGCUGCAACUGCAAACCACGGUGGAAUUUCACUGAAAGAAAAACUCGAGCCUGCAUUUGAAGUUGCCAAGCCACAUUGGGCACCGCAGUUACGACCUGACUCGCAACUCCCGAGAUCUUCUUCUACGCGGUCAACGACAACUUUGGGCCAAGAGAUAUCAGAAAAUGAGGCGCAACCAUCUACCUUGGUCGAGACCCCCCACGUUCAAGAGAGCGAGUUGCGGAUCGUACUGCCGGACUUACUUACUUGUAAAGAUACAUCGAUACACUCCCCAUCCAACACCAAGUCUGGUGAAGCAGAGAAUCCGAAAGAAACUCCGAAGAAUCCCGAGACCGCAAUUGCUCUUGCAUCAGAUGCACAAAACGCGGCUGUGGCCGCCGCUUGCUGCGCACUUAAAACAAACGGCGUUGAUCUCACUUCUGGGUCUCCAUACAAGAGCUCGAAUGCUCGUCGAGAAGAUUUGAUAUUCUUCCCACCGUUAAUACAAGCUACAAGUCCAUCCUGUUACGCUGCCAUGCCUUCCGCUAAGUUAGCCGCGACUACCAUCUUCACGCCAGCUUCGACACAUUCAACGUCGGUUGAAGAACCUCAUCUUCAUCACGAAAUGGAAAUGAAAUACGAACAGUCGUCUUCAGAAGAGACUAUCGUUCCAUUACCAGCUUUAGGUCAGACUCCACGCCCGGGUACAUACCCCUCGAGUAUCGUCGUCGACGGUGAAGUCAUCACCUUCGAACCAGGAAAGCUGGGACUCCGUUCACCCUCUGACCCUCCCUUCAUCUGCCCUUGGCAGCGUUUCCCCUCCUCAGCUACCGAAGAGAGGUGUACCCGAAGCCAAUCUCCUUCCUGUUUAAUGGCAAGCCACCACAACAAUGCUGCGGGUAUCUGCCAUCCACUGGGUGCUGUCGGUUUAGAAGGGCAUGGAACUCCGUGCUGGUGUUUCGAAUGCCUCAAAUGCCACAAGCCAUCCUAUGGGGUAAACAUCAGCCAUUCUCCACCCGUACAGGCAGCUGGGAUGAGCCAUGGAUCAAUUGUCUGCACCCCCGAACCCAGUCUCGUUGGUGAAAGCAUGGACGCAAAUUCAUCUCCGGAGUCCCGUCAAUCAUACAUCCCAAAAUUAAAUGUCCCGAUAACCGAAAACGCCGCCGCGGAUUUCGUCAUCAUGGAUGCCGAUAUCAGCACGUUUAAUUUAGGCGGAGCAGUCACUGACGCGAACACAACCGUAGCUCCAACUACAGUUACAUCGGCACCGGCGUCCACCACACUUGUCCAACGACCUGGAUCCCCCACCUUGUACGAUAGCGUUGAACCUGCAAGCGACUGCUCCAAUAUACCCCAACCAAUCUCACAAGUCUCACUAUCUGCUUCCGCUAAACUCUUAUUCAACAAACCUUACCCAACUGUCACAGAAUCGCUGCCAACAAAGCCAUCUACCAGUCCCCAAGACAUCAAGACAAACGUCGCCGUAUUGCCCCGGACCCACAUCCACAGCGAACAUGACCACUCCUCCGAUUACAGCAUCAUCAGCCUCAACGCCUCUGAACUAAGCUCUUGGAAUCUGACCUGCCCGGUUGAUUUCAGCAGCGUUGAUGACGACGAUGAGUAUGAUGGGAGUGCAGAUGAAGAGAUUUCUUAG
This is a messenger RNA of Pyrenophora tritici-repentis Pt-1C-BFP, 2049 nucleotides long. RefSeq lists its product as uncharacterized. The record is from RefSeq and is a predicted model, not a curated record. Lineage: Eukaryota; Fungi; Ascomycota; Dothideomycetes; Pleosporales; Pleosporaceae.